Molecule: messenger RNA, 777 nt
Organism: Suillus paluster
Lineage: Eukaryota; Fungi; Basidiomycota; Agaricomycetes; Boletales; Suillaceae
Exons: 10
Coding region: 1-777 (258 amino acids)
Molecular function (GO): protein binding
Source: RefSeq, a predicted model, not a curated record
AUGGAUUUUUCUAGCAAAUAUACUCUCACUCACCACACUAAGGCAGUCAAUGUAUUGGCUUCACAGAGCUUGGUAUCCAGUGAAAUGAUUCAAGAAAUCUUUACACCAGCAGCAGGUUAUAUCAGUGCCAUUAUCUGGAUGGACAUUGACAAUCACAGGGCUUCAGAUGGCAACAUUCAAGUAUAUGAAAGGAGCAAUGAUGCACUGUUCACAUUCCAGAGCACCACCAUGGGCCACUCAGGUGCAGUGGAGUCGCUAGCUUGGGAUCCUGUUCAUUGGUGUCUGCCUGACAAACAGUUGUAUGUUGCCCGCACAGUUCACUUCUACUACAAUGGUGCUUCCCUCCUAGUGUCAUAUCUGGAAAGUGGUGAAAUGUCGGCUGCCCAUUCCAUUCUUGAUUUCACUGUAACCCUUAUAUUCAGAUUCUGCUAUUCUAUCGAACCUUGGGAUCUAAAGUGGCGCAAGAAGGUGCAAGGAAGAAUUGGCAAUGCUGUUCUUGAGGGCAGUUUCCUGCUUGUGAGCAAUCUCAAAGACAGGGUGGAUAAAUACACUGUUCCUACCACCCAGUGCAUACAGUCCUUUAACCAUGUGAUCCUCUGCAAUGUUCCUCUGCAAAUCUCUGUUGCUCAGCAGGAGUUUGGACUGGAUAAACUAUUGUUUGCUAGGAUAGAUAGGAGUUUUGACUUCGAUACCCUCAUGACACGACACAUUGCAUCCAUUUGCUCAUUUGAUUUUUUAGUUCAUUUCAGUCAGCGUGGGGGUAGGCCUAUUGUCUAG